AUGGCUGACAACAGUACACAAAGUAUUGACGAUCAGCUUGAGAAACAACAUUUUAUCCGUGUUUGUAAUGCUUUCAAGUUCUACAGAACUCACUCUCACAGACGAAUCAAUGACUCGGAAAUUUCCUAUAAAGCUUUACCAGAACUUCACCAGGAAAUGGUUCCUGACUUUUUGGACAAUCUAGAGACCAUUCGGACAUGUGUUGACCAUAACUAUGAAAUCAUUAAGCUUAUAUUACAAGAUGCAGAGUACAUGUUCGAAAACCAGACACAGGAUACCAUAGACGAUUCAGAAGAAGACAUGAAAAAGACAGUCCCCACAUCAGCUGACAUGGACAAAGUACGGACAACUCUAAAGCAGUUUGUACGUGACUGGAGUCCGCUAGGCCAACAGGAGAGAGAUGCAUGUUAUAGACCUGUAAUUGAAGAAAUCAAACACAGGUUCCCAUUGCAUGUAUGUGAUCGUUCGUCAGUGAAGGUGUUGAUACCAGGAGCUGGACUAGGGAGACUUGCCCUUGAGUUUGCUAAGUUAGGCUUCACAUGUCAGGGAAAUGAAUGGAGUCUUUUUAUGUUAUUGGCAUCAAACUUCAUCCUCAACAAAUGUCGAGAAGAAAACAGUCUAAGGUUGUAUCCCUGGGUACACCAGUGGUGUAACAAUAAAUACACAGAUGAUCAGACACAAUCAGCACAACUCCCUGACAUCAACCCGGCACAGCUCCCAGAGGGCUCAAACUUCUCCAUGGCUGCUGGCGACUUCUUAGAAGUUUACAGAGAACCAGAAGAAUGGGACUGUGUGGCAACUGUAUUUUUCCUGGAUACAGCACGCAAUGUGAUAGCUUACGUUGAAACAAUAUGGAAGAUACUACAGCCAGGCGGAUACUGGGUGAACUUAGGCCCCUUGCUCUACCACUAUGCAGACAUGGCAGACGAACACUCAAUAGAAUUAAGCUAUGAACAAGUCAAGAAGGUCAUCCUAAAAGUAGGAUUCCAAUAUGAAAAAGAAGAAAUGGAUGUGAAAUCGUCGUACACACAAAGCGUUGAUAGUAUGUUCCAGUAUCAGUAUAACAGUGCUUUCUUCGUGGUUCGUAAACCUCUCUGACACAUGGAAUCUUUAAUCUGCUCUUUCGUCCAAGAAACUAUUUUAAGUGAGAUUAUGAUAAUAAUUUCCUCUGAAAACUGUGAACAAGUGAGUAUACACCAUGAGAUGGGACUAAAACACAUUCAGGAGCUACAGGAAGGACAUUAUUUCUUUUGUAGGUUUUUUUAUUUGUAUUUUCAAGGGUUUGGUUUUUAUUCUCAAGUGUAUUAAUACUAUAAUUUAUUCAGAAUUGUCCUGUCAUGGUUAUUAAAAAUAUUUUUCAUUCAGAUAUGUUUAAUCUUAAGGAAACUGCAGUAGUAUUGUAAACUUGCCUUUAACUAUCUCUAAAAUGGUUCUUAUCAAGUGUUGCUAUUUUUCAUGGUCGAUUCAAAAUCCAGUAUGGCUAACAAUGCAACUCUAUUGAAAAACACAUGUGUAAUUCUCAAGUUCCACUUCCUGUUCCACUGAGCUGAAAAUUGGUGGGAAUGUUAAGGAAGGAAAGCAAGAAAAGUGUCUUUUUGUUUUACAAUUUCGUGAUAAGUUCAAUAUGGCAGCCGUGGCAGCCAUUUUGUAAUAGGAUUGCACAAUCACUGUCUGUCAGAACUGCAUCAAUUUUUAAGUUCUUUUCAUGUUCAACAAGUUAGAUUUAGCUGAAACUUUCAGGACAUGUUCUUGAUAUGUUCCUGACCAAGUGUUGUAAUAUUGUAAUAUAAUGGUAUUAUGUGUUGUUGUUACAAUAUUGUGACACCUUAAUAGACAAUACCACACAAGUUUAUAAAAAAAUAUAGUAACACAUACACAGCCUUCAUGUAAAAUAAACAAAAUGCUGAAGAAAAGAAUGAAAAUUUAGGAACAGAAAAUCCAGACAUACUUAUGUUAAUGCAGUACUAUUGUCUCCCACUAAUAUUUCAUUGGUCAACAUCUUAUACAUUAAACAUUCUUGUCCAAUAUUUCAUAUUUUUCCUGGUGUUGAUAAUUAUUAACAAUAUGAAGUGAAAAGUGUAAUUUUGCCAUGGACAUUAUGGAACAAACCACAAAUUCUGGGCAAUUUACAUUGGAGAUAUCUAUUUUUUUUGGAUAUUUUGUGUGUGUUUUUUAAAAAAUCCAUUCUGUGAUUCAGGAAAGGAAAAAUAAGACCCUUAAAAUUAAUAACAUUAAACAUAGAUAUUCAUCAACAUGUUCAGUGUAGUUCAGGAGCCUUUGUUUAUUUAAACAUCUUGGUGCUGCAUUUGUGUUAGUUCCUAAAAACUCUUCAUUCAUUUACAAAUUAUUUGUUUAUGUUGUGUGAGAUAUCUGUAUUAAUGAGUUUUAUAGGAUGUGUGAUUGUGUAUGCAUGAAAAAAUGUCACUGAAAUUGAUCAUAAAUCUCAUCCAAGCUGUAUACCGUAUUUUACCACAAAUAAGCCCCCCCCCCCCCCCCCCCCAGUUAAAAAAAGACUUGUAUAAAGAGGGGAGGGGGCUUAUUUGCGGGCAAUCCCCCUUUUCACAAGAUGAACAUGUGUCCGCCAUCUAGGAUUUUUUCUUCAUAAGGAACAAUAACUUGGCCUAUCUGUCCUGGCAAAUUGGAAAAAAAAGGGGGGGGGGGCUUAUUUGCGGUGAAAUACGAUACUCUGUACCAGGAAAUUUUUGCCCCGCCCCCAAAUUUCAUUUUCGUCCUUUUUGAUAAGGGCCAAAAUUUACUACAUUUAUGUGACCCUUUUGUAUAAUCCUUUUAACACGAGUCAAACUCAUGUUUAAUGGUACCAGGGCAAAAAUAUCCAGGAUACAGUACGUCAUUGAUUUCAUUGGUUAUAUCAAAAGACAUAAUUUUAUUAUGAAAAAUGCAACAGACCUAGAAAACGUUGAUAACUUAGCAUUUAAACAUUUUACGUUGUGAGAGAUUUUAGUUACUUGUUAAACACAACAGAUGAUUGUUAACAAAGCAUUAGUACAUAGAUCAUUAAUUUUUGGUUUUACUCUUCCAUGUUGUUUUUCAUGUAAAAUAGUUUUAAAGCAAUUAACUCGUCUGCAGAAGGACAAUCAAUGUGCUUGGUUGUCUGUAACAACAAAUUAACAUCCGAUUGCUGCUGAAAUAGAAAAAAAAUAUUCACUAUGUACAAAAUUGAAGCUUGUAGCUGAACGUGAAAAAGUCUCACAUGCGUUUUAACCGAUCAUAAAGUGGCAUGAUCUUCAGAUCAUCCUUGUGAAAUUUAUGUGUUGAACUAAUAAGGUUAAACAAAAAUAGAUCAUGUUUAAAUUAGUAUGCCGUUUAUGAAGCCCACGACUCGCGACAAAAAGAAAGCCAGUAGAGCAGUGAGAAUCUAAACACAUUGCUAUGAUACCGUACCAUUGUUAUUAUUUGAUAAAGAUAUCAAACAGCAUGCCAACGAUAUUACUGGGAUUCAUUGUAUAUUGUGUUGACAUGAUACGGAUAAAGAAUACACAUUGAUUCAUAUUAUCAUAAUGGCUACUUAAAAUCUGAGCUGGAGGACUUAGCAAUGACUCAUGCUGAAUAUGAAACUUCUGCGUUGUAUUCUUCAUCUUUUUUCAUUUGUGUCUUUACUUCCAUUGGGCAACAGAAUGCCUCUAGACCUUCUCUAAACACAACCUCGGCUUUGACAAUUUAAUCCUAAGAUUAGAGGACAUUUUAUUUACAUUAAACAACAUUAAAUGUUGAAUUUUUCUCAAAUAAUGGACACUUCGUAGGCAGCAGACGAGGAAUAUGACAGGAAAGACUUAUUUAUAAGCAUGUCUGUUCACAUGGUGAACCAAAUAUUCUAAUCUAGAUAAAUGUAAAUAAUAAAAUAUUUUUUAAAAGUUUCACAUAAAUUUACACAAACCUCUGCAUAUACUUUACAUGUACCUUGAUUAGAGACAACUAAUACCUAGCCAUGUAUUGACCUAUGAGACAUUUAAUAGUAUCACAUGCCAGAACCAGCAUAUCAUAAUUACUUCAACAUUAUUAGUUAAUGCUCAGCAUUAAGAGAGGUUUUAUACAAUAAAUUUCACCUUACAUCAUCAAUUCAUUCUCGGCUUAAAGAGAGAUUUCAUACAAUAACAUUCACCUUGACACAAAUUUAUACGCAGCUCAAAGAGAGGUUUUAUACAAUAGCAUUCACCUUGACAUAAAUUUAUACGCAGCUCAAAGAGAGGUUUGAUACAAUAACAUUCACCUUGACACAAAUUCAUACGCAGCUCAAAGAGAGGUUUUAUACAAUAGCAUUCACCUUGACAUCAUCAAUUCAUUCUCAGCAUCAAAGAGAGGUUUGAGAAUAAAUUAAUUCCUAGUUACCUACAUGAUAACUUUCAAGUUUAUAUCUAUAGAAGUGUUUUCAUCAUCAGGAUUUUUAUAUGACUAUAGAUGACUGAAAUAUCUACACGUUUCAGUUAGAAUACAAGUUUCUUUCAACACUCAUCACGCUGUUAUAUGCCAUCUUCUGUAAAAUAUGUUAAAAAAGACUAGAGGCUAGCGUUUUAAUAUCAGUCAUUUUCAUAAUCACUUCAAAUUUGUCUUCACUGUCCAAAUAAUAAAAUCUACAAAUAAAUUAUUCAUAUGUAAAAACAUAUGAUACCUUUAUUCUGAAUAAAAUUCACACCCCAAUAAAAAUGUUUCUUAUAUUCAAUCACACACUAUUUACAAUAUUUACAUAGCCUUUGAUCCAGUUCUACUGCAACUGGUAGAUUACUACAACGAAACGAACUAAGGUUCUGUGAAGGGAUCUAGGAAUAAACAAUUUGGAGACAACUCUUUCUGUAUAAUAUCCUGAUUUAUUUAACCUGCGUGACACUGGUAAGGUAUUUUGCUUAUAUUCUCAAGAAUUGCGGUCAUCUUUAAAAUGAUUGGAUGUAUUAGCUUGCCCGCGUUGUGCUUCCAUACCUAGAUAAUAUUACAUACACCCGUAUGGAGAUGAUCAUUACAAAUCAUCUUUUCAUCCUUUCUGUUUUUCAUGAAAUAAAAUCUUAAAUUGUACAAGGCACUUAAUAUACAGCAAACUGUAUUGUACGAAUGAAUUA
Ylistrum balloti is the source of this 5069-nucleotide messenger RNA. Its product is annotated as carnosine N-methyltransferase-like. The transcript has 8 exons. NCBI's taxonomy places the organism in Eukaryota, Metazoa, Mollusca, Bivalvia, Pectinida, Pectinidae. Gene Ontology annotation, molecular function: S-adenosylmethionine-dependent methyltransferase activity. The record is from RefSeq and is a predicted model, not a curated record. Bases 1 to 1098 code for a protein of 365 amino acids.